AUGAAGAAAUUGCUCGUGUUUGUUGCACUGUGCAUUCUGAUAAACAGCUGUACCGAUGCAAAAAAGUUUGAAGAGAAAGAAAAACCAUCAUGGGCCAAAAAGGACAUACGUGACUUCAACGACGCUGAUAUGGAACGCUUGUUGGAGCAAUGGGAGGAAGAUGAUGAUCCACUCGAGCCGGACGAACUGCCAGAACAUUUGCGACCACCGCCGUCCAUCGACAUGGCCAGCGUAGAUUCGACGAAUCCCGAAAACAUCCUGAAACUAUCGAAGAAAGGCCGCACGCUGAUGACUUUCGUGUCGGUUAACGGCAAUCCAACGCGGGAAGAAACGGAAGAAAUUACCAAACUCUGGCAGACGAGCUUGUGGAACAAUCACAUACAGGCCGAACGUUACCUGAUCGACGAUAAUCGGGCGAUUUUCAUGUUUAAAGACGGCGCCCAAGCAUGGGAGGCAAAGGACUUUCUGGUCGAACAGGAACGCUGCCUGCACGUGUCUAUAGAAAACAAAGAGUACAAAGGCAAGUCCAACCGGGAUGAGCUGUGA
Molecule: messenger RNA, 546 nt
Organism: Anopheles marshallii
Lineage: Eukaryota; Metazoa; Arthropoda; Insecta; Diptera; Culicidae
Gene: boca
Product: LDLR chaperone boca
Exons: 2
Coding region: 1-546 (181 amino acids)
Biological process (GO): protein folding
Source: RefSeq, a predicted model, not a curated record